Molecule: messenger RNA, 618 nt
Organism: Pochonia chlamydosporia 170
Lineage: Eukaryota; Fungi; Ascomycota; Sordariomycetes; Hypocreales; Clavicipitaceae
Exons: 1
Coding region: 1-618 (205 amino acids)
Source: RefSeq, a predicted model, not a curated record
AUGCUCGCAAAAACACUCAUUUGGGCCUUUUCAGCCGCUUCGCUCGCUCUGGCGGGGAGUCCAGUCGAAGGGGGAGGAUGGGUGCAAGACAAGCCCAGCUUCUCUCAGCAACAAUGCGCGGGCGGCAAAGUCAGCGGAAACACAUUUUCUAUUCCCAAGUCUCCAAAUGGCGACACGAGCGGAUCAGGAUGCUCCAACGGCCACCUUCGAGCGGAGCGCAGGUACAAGGACGACUACUCGUCAGGAAUUCGCCAGUUUGGUGGCGAGUUUAAGAUUAACUCCAUGUCUGGCAGUCGCAUCUCUAUCAAGCAAACGUUUAAUGGCAACAGCGGCCCGUACUUCAUCAUGGGAGUUGAACAGGGCGGUCGGCUGUAUAGCGUCGAGGGCGGCAAGACAAUUGCCAAUGGAGUUGCCAAGGUCGGUGCCACAGUCCGCAUCAACACUGUCCACGACACAAAGAACCAUCGCUUCAGCGUUUACGUCAACGGCAAGGAAAUGUACCGGGACAACAGUGCACCGGGUGGGAGCUUUUACGACAAGAUUGGAGCGUACACCACCAACAGCGGCACCGGGGGGUUGAGCAUUACCUGGAACGACGUCCAGUUCUGGCACAAGUGA